AUGGCAAACCGAUCCGCAUCCUCCGAGGGCCAGGAGACCUCGUACGUGAACAUGACCGACGUCGACCGCUCCCAAUACGCCGACGCCACCCUCAUCGGCAAGCACUGCGAGGCCGAGUACUGCAACCAGCUCGACUUCCUCCCCUUCUACUGCCAGUCAUGCGAGAAGACCUUCUGCCUCGACCACCGCACCGAGUCGGCCCACAAGUGCGCCAAGGAGGGCGCCUGGGCCGAGCGCAAGCGGCUCGCCCAGCUGGCCCGGCCCAGCGCCGGCGACGGCAAGCAGCUGCGGGACCACGUGUCGCAGAAGCCCUGCGCGUCGCCCGACUGCAAGACCACCGUCGGCACGAGCCUGGUGCCCGGCGUCCACUGCCAGGGGUGCAACCGCGACUACUGCCUCAAGCACCGGCUCAAGGAGGAGCACGACUGCGACAAGCUGGUGCCCCUCGGCGCGCGCCCGGGCUCGCAGGCCGCCGACAAGGCCAAGUCGGCGCUGCAGAAGCUGAGGCUGUGGGGCGCCGCGAAGCGCGAGGCGGCCACCGAGGCGGCCACGCGCGCGCUCCCUAAGCCGAAGCCCACGUCUGCCUCGCAGCGCCUCGUCGCCGUCAACAACCUCAAGAAGACCGCCAAGGGCGACGAGAAGCUGGCGCCCGAGAAGAGGGUGUACCUGUUCGUCGAGGCUGAGGCCGCCUCGCCGACGGCCAAGACACCCAAGGGCCAGUUCUUCUACUCCAAGGACUGGGUCGUGGGACGGGUCCUGGACGCCGCUGCGAAGAGCCUGCAGGUCGAGAAUAUCAACAACAAGUCUGAGAAGGAGCGGGAUACGCUGAGGGUGUUCCACGUCGAAGGUGGACGGGUGUUGGAUUACAGCGAGAAGGUGGGGGCUGCGCUUGUCUCGGGCAAUACCAUUGUGCUUUUACGCAAUGUUGGACCGCUGGUGCCUGAUUUGAUUGAUCUAUAA
Molecule: messenger RNA, 960 nt
Organism: Diaporthe batatas
Lineage: Eukaryota; Fungi; Ascomycota; Sordariomycetes; Diaporthales; Diaporthaceae
Exons: 1
Coding region: 1-960 (319 amino acids)
Cellular component (GO): cytoplasm
Molecular function (GO): zinc ion binding
Source: RefSeq, a predicted model, not a curated record